GGGGACUUUCUUCGGUCUAACUCAGUCUGAUAUCUUACAUCUCACCUUUGCCUCAUUUAGGUAUCAUCAACGUACCCAGGCAGGCGGAAUGACAACCGAAAACGAUAGUUUGGCCAAACAAGCUUCCAAUCAUAAAAGGUCAUACAUUGCAUCGCAAAACCGUGUAUCGAAGCACCCUUCUUCGACUGCACGUAGAAGCAAACCCGCUCACCCUCACCAACAAAGCACUCGUAUCAGAAGAGUUGAACACCCAUAUCCCACCAAAUCCACCGUUGGAUAUAACGCUCACUAGUCAGCACCCCGGGGCUGGGAAGCAGCAGUCAGAGCAUCAGGGACCACCCGCAGGCCAUGUCGAGAUGCCUCCGAUCAUGACAGGUAGUGGGUCUGAUACCAACCAUGCCCAGAGCUGGGAGCACUGGGACAAAAUUGUUGCGUUUGCUCCAGGAGAGGGCGACUCCGCGGUAGCCACGUUAAUUUACAACAUGCUGCCGAAGUGCAAGCAAUGGCUUAUCAAACGGAAAAAGUCACCUGAAACCAAUCCAUACGACGACGCGCAACUUGAACCAUAUUAUACUGACCUCAAGUCAUUCGUUGCGUAUCUCGAUACGAUUCAAAUUACGCCAGCCAUCAAGAACAACAAAGAGCUGAAACUGUGCCAUGGCUUGAUCACAAAGGCGGAAAACAGGGGCAUCAUACCCGGGUUCAUUGUAGACCGCUUUAAUUCUAUUUGGGAGCGCUGGACUGAACAAAUCCAGGACUUUAUCGACGACGGUGGAAACGAGGACGACACAACUCACGACGACGUAGCCAAUACAAGCCAAGCUUCGGGAGAACUGCCUCAAAUUUCGUACCCGCCCCGGGACCACCCCAUCUACGGAGUUGGAGGUAUUAUGCUCGGUGUGCUGGCUGGAAAGCCAUCUUCGGGCGCCAGGUUCCGAUACACACUUGACCCUCGCCUUUCGAAGAAAAACGCCCACAUAAUCGGACAUAAUGGCCUUGUCCCAGGCGAUUGGUUUCCGAAACAACUGGUUGCUCUUUUCAAAGGCGCACAUGGAUCGAGCCAGGGAGGUAUCGCGGGUUCCAGGGGCCAGGGAGCUGUAUCUAUCAUUGUCGGCUCAGCGGUGUACGAAAACGUUGACAAGGACUGUGGGAAUGUUAUCUACUAUUCGGGUGCACAAAAGUCAGGGGCGCGGUUGCCCGGUGACAGAUCGGAUUCGGCUUCGACAAAGUUGCUUCUCGAAUCUUUCAGCCGAGGCAACCUUAUUAGGGUUAUCCGCAAAAAGAAUCAUAUAUCGCAACAUGCACCAGCCGAGGGUCUUCGGUAUGACGGUCUGUACCGCAUCACCACAUGGGUUGAGAGGUCCGAAAUCACUACGGGCCGCCAUCGGGUUUUGCUAUUUACGCUUGUACGAGACCCAGGCCAAAUUAGCCUCGAUGAUGCCAAAGCAAGGGCGCCAUCGGCUACUGAACAGCGACGAAUUAUGGAAGCAGUGGAGAGGGGAUAUUGA
Molecule: messenger RNA, 1508 nt
Organism: Pyricularia grisea
Lineage: Eukaryota; Fungi; Ascomycota; Sordariomycetes; Magnaporthales; Pyriculariaceae
Exons: 2
Coding region: 357-1508 (383 amino acids)
Biological process (GO): negative regulation of gene expression via chromosomal CpG island methylation; protein ubiquitination
Molecular function (GO): ubiquitin protein ligase activity
Source: RefSeq, a predicted model, not a curated record